This is a messenger RNA of Copidosoma floridanum, 1346 nucleotides long. RefSeq names its product Phosphatidylinositol glycan anchor biosynthesis class M. NCBI's taxonomy places the organism in Eukaryota, Metazoa, Arthropoda, Insecta, Hymenoptera, Encyrtidae. Gene Ontology annotation, biological process: GPI anchor biosynthetic process. Gene Ontology annotation, molecular function: GPI mannosyltransferase activity; alpha-1,4-mannosyltransferase activity. Gene Ontology annotation, cellular component: membrane; glycosylphosphatidylinositol-mannosyltransferase I complex. The record is from RefSeq and is a predicted model, not a curated record.
UUCCCCGAGUAUUGUAAAAAUGUCGAAGCAUUUAGCAACUAGUGUCAAGGUUAGCAAGCCAGUGCCGAAAAGGAAGAUGAUUCAACCGUGCAGUGAGAUUUCUAUUCAAAUGCAUUGUGCCAUAGCUUUCGUAAUAAGGCUUGUUUUAAUAAUGUACUCAAAUUAUCACGACAAGUACUUCAAUGUACCAUACACUGACAUAGAUUAUAAAGUCUACACCGAUGCAGCUCGAUACAUAACCAAAGGAAAAUCUCCAUUCGAACGUCAUACUUAUAGAUACACACCCCUGCUGGCCAUGUUAAUGAUGCCCAAUGUUUAUGUGCAUCAAGAUUUCGGCAAGGUCUUCUUCUCGGUGAUCGACAUCCUGGUUGCAAAAUUAAUGAGAAAGAUUCUUAUCUGCCAAAACUUCAAACAACAAACAGCCAACCUGUGCGCACUUUUGUGGCUGUACAAUCCACUGGCGGUUGUUAUAUCGACAAGAGGAAAUGCAGAUUCAUUGGCUGUAUAUCUAGUCCUGUGGACUUUGUACUUGUUACAAAAUGAUCAUAUUAUCAUGGCAGGCAUAGUGCACGGUUUAUCUAUACAUUUUAGAUUGUACCCAUUAGCUUUUAGUCUAGCUAUGUACCUUUACCUCCAAGAGGGCAACAUAAUCUUACCAAAUAAGAGACAGCUCAAGUUAGUGGUACCAUGCAUAUUGUCUCUAAUCGACUUGACGGCAUUAAGUUACGUUUAUUGCGGUAAGAAAUUUUUAGACGAGAGUAUAAUCUAUCAUAUAAUUAGAAAAGAUGUCAGGCACAAUUUUUCUGUUUUUUUCUACAUGCUGUAUCUCACAGCCAACGAGGGGCUUAAUCUGACUCAAAAAUUUUUCACAUUCUUACCCCAAGUUUCAAUUUUAGUAGCUCUAGCUUGUCGCUACUCGACCAAAGAAAAAUUACCCUUUGCUUUGUUCACCCAAGCCAUUACAAUGGUUACUUUCAAUCCUGUUAUGACGUCGCAAUACUUUUUCUGGUUUCUUUCUUUGCUGCCAAUUUGUAUACCAUACUUGAAAAUGAGUUUAACAAGAAUCUUUACUCUGUUAUUCAUCUGGAUAUCCAGUCAAUCUUUGUGGUUAUUUGCUGCUUACUUGCUCGAGUUUAAAGGAAUCGAUUCAUUUGAGUACAUUUGGAUUGCAAGUAUAAUUUUUUUUGCCGUGAAUAUAAAGAUUCUUGUUGAUCUGAUCAACUGUUAUAAAUUAUAAUGCAUGGCCUCAGUGUGAUUUUUGGGAUCGACGUUAUUUUGUAACCAUCAACUGUCAUGUAUUCUUUGAAAAUCUAAUGCAAAUAAAAUUUUUUAGUUUUCAAAAUACA